Molecule: messenger RNA, 2976 nt
Organism: Musca domestica (house fly)
Lineage: Eukaryota; Metazoa; Arthropoda; Insecta; Diptera; Muscidae
Gene: Ir8a
Product: glutamate receptor ionotropic, kainate 1
Exons: 9
Coding region: 67-2853 (928 amino acids)
Biological process (GO): modulation of chemical synaptic transmission; monoatomic ion transport; synaptic transmission, glutamatergic
Cellular component (GO): postsynaptic membrane; plasma membrane
Molecular function (GO): transmitter-gated monoatomic ion channel activity involved in regulation of postsynaptic membrane potential; glutamate-gated receptor activity
Source: RefSeq, a predicted model, not a curated record
CCGUUGACACUGUGACUGAAAUAAAUUUUAUUUUGAUUUCAGUUCGUGAGUCGUCGUUCGCUAGUCAUGGAUUUCAUACAAAUUACGGUUAUAAUUUGGCUUAUUGUUCCUGCAAUAUUUGCAAAUGAUUUGAAUAUUGCAUUUUGGAUUGAUCCGGUACAGAAAGAUAUCUAUGGAGAUAUUGCGGCAACUUUAAAGGAAAUUGAGGGAUUACAUCUGGAGACGAAAAUAGUUGAUACAGUAAUGGUUAUUGAACCUGGCGACGAUGACGACGACGAGGUGGAUUCAAUGGAGACAAGUGAAAGAAACAUGAGAACUUUCUGUGAUAUACUUUCCGUAUCGGGCAUAUCGAUUAUAUUGGACUUCACCUAUCUACCAUGGCAUCAGGGCUUGGAUUAUGUUCAAGCUCAUGGUAUACCCUACAUGAAAGUCGAUCGUAUUCUCAGACCAUUUAUGCAGAUGUUUAGUGCGUUUCUACAACAAAAGGAUGCAACCGAAGUGGUGAUGUUGCUACAAAAUGAACGCGACAAACGGGAGGCUAUAGAGGAAAUGAUUCGCGGUUUACCAUUUCGAACGCUCAUCUUGAAUGCUGGCGAUGGCAAUCGAACUGAUUUUGUUACAAUCCUAAGGGAUUUACGACCAAGUCCAGGGUACUAUGGCAUUUUUGCCAAAGGAUCGAAUAUGAAUUCGAUAUUUGAUAAGAUUCUUAAAGGAAAUGUGUUUGCCCGUCCAGCCGAAUGGCAUUUCAUAUUUUUGGACACAAGAGAUCGGGUCUUUAAAUACAAAAAGCAGGCAGAAAAUGGCAAUAAAUUUUCUGUGAAUCCAAAGGCAGUUUGUAAGUCGUUGCAAAUGAAGGAUGCCUAUUGUCAGAGUGGAUUUACGUUCCAAAGGGCCUUGCUACUGGAAAUAUUUCGUGCUUUAAUCGACAUUAGACAAAGCAGAUGGUUAGAGCCAAUACUAAUGGAUUGCAAUGUGACAACUUCAGAGACAAUGGAGUAUCUAAAAGAUUUUGAUAUUUUGGAUCAUUUCAAACUGAACGAUUUCAUGACCUUCUCCCCGGUCAAUCCUGAAAAUACUUUUGACGACGAACGGCCGGAGAUGAUUCCGCCAUUGUCAUAUUCUGUCAAUGUUAGCAUAAACUUUUAUUCCUCCGAACAUGAAGCUGUUACCGAUUUAGCUGUCUGGCAAAAUGGUGAAAUGAAGAAAAUCAAUCACACUAUUAGUCCGGCGAAGAGGUUUUUUCGCAUAGGUACUACGGAGGCCAUUCCAUGGAGUUAUUAUCGAAAAAAUCCCAAUACCGGUGAGCUGCUCUUGGACGCAAAUGGUCAACCCAUGUGGGAGGGAUUUUGCAUUGACAUGAUUGAAUCCUUGGCCGAAAAAAUGAAUUUCGAUUAUGAAAUUGUAACACCGAAAAAGGGCAAAUUUGGACGACGUGAUCCCGUAACCCAUGAAUGGGAUGGUCUAGUGGGGGACUUGGUUAGUGGUGAAACAGAUUUUGUUGUGGCUGCAUUGAAAAUGUAUUCGGAACGUGAGGAAUAUAUUGAUUUUUUGGCUCCAUACUUUGAACAGACAGGCAUAACGAUUGUUAUGCGCAAACCCGUAAAACAGACAUCCCUCUUCAAAUUUAUGACCGUCUUACGUCUGGAGGUGUGGAUGAGCAUUGUGGGCGCCUUGGUGUCAACGGCUGUGGCAAUUUGGCUCUUGGAUACCUAUUCACCAUAUAGUGCCAAAAAUAAUAAGAAAGCCUAUCCGUAUCCUUGUCGAGAUUUCACCUUACGCGAAAGUUUUUGGUUCGCUCUAACCUCAUUUACACCACAGGGUGGUGGUGAGGCUCCCAAAGCAAUAUCUGCCCGCAUUCUGGUGGCGGCCUAUUGGUUGUUCGUGGUACUAAUGUUGGCCACCUUCACCGCAAACUUGGCAGCAUUUCUAACCGUGGAAAGAAUGCAGACACCGGUCCAAUCACUGGAACAAUUGGCGAGGCAAUCUCGCAUCAACUACACGGUGGUCGAAGGUUCCGAUACCCAUCACUAUUUCAUCAAUAUGGACUUUGCUGAGAAAACUUUAUAUAGAAUGUGGAAGGAAUUGGCAUUGAAUGCUUCGAGGGAUUUUCAUAAAUUUCGUGUUUGGGAUUAUCCGAUUAAGGAGCAAUAUGGACGCAUUCUUCUGGCCAUUAACAGCUCAAUGCCUGUCGCCGAUGCUGAGGAGGGGUUUCGCAAGGUAAACGAACGUGAAGGUGCCGACUAUGCAUUCAUACAUGACUCUUCGGAAAUAAAAUAUGAAAUUACCAUGAAUUGUAAUUUAACUGAAGUCGGGGAAGUUUUCGCCGAACAACCCUACGCUGUGGCCGUGCAACAGGGAUCACAUUUGGCGGAUCCCAUAAGUUUCGCCAUUCUGGAGUUGCAGAAGGAUCGGUAUUUUGAAGAGCUAAAAGCUAAAUAUUGGAAUCGUUCCCGUUCCAACUGUCCCCUGUCCGAAGAAGAACAAGGUAUAACGUUGGAAAGUUUGGGCGGGGUUUUCAUAGCUACCCUUUGUGGUUUGGGUCUAGCCAUGAUUUCAUUGGUCUUUGAGGUCUUAUGGAAUAAACGUAAACAGAAAAAGAUAGCCGGUGAUAUUGUUCAAGUCAAACCAGUCGAUGUGAAAGAUCCACCAGUAGAAGUUUGGCAUAGUGAAGCAAAAUUAACGCCACCGCCAUCAUUUGAAACGGCCACAUUUCGUGGUCGUAAAAUUCCCUCUGGCAUAACUUUGGGUUCUGAGUUUAAGCCCGGCCGGGUGGGUUUGAAUCGUCGACUGUUAAGUCGCAGACCAGAUGAAGAUACGCCACCAAAGGAUGAAUUGCCAGCCUAUAUGGAAUAAUUUUCGUGUUGGAUUUGAAUUGAAAUAAAUAACAUCACAAUGUAGAAGAGUAGUAUCCAGUGUUGUUGUAUUCUGCACAUUUUUGUCUGUUAAUAAAUUUUUGGUGUUGUUGUUUCAUAAACA